AUGAAACACAUUUAUCUUCUCCUCAUAGGUCCUCAUCUGUCUCAGAGCUGUGAACUAUCUCUGCCCUGCUGUGCAGACGGGGGGUCACCGUCGAGCACCAAGGCUCCCCAAGUCAGUGGGGUCAGAGUUAAGCUGGAGAUGCAUGCACUUUGGCAGCAGUUUGACCAGCUGGGCACAGAGAUGAUUGUUACCAAAGCUGGAAGGAGGAUGUUUCCGACAUUCCAGGUGCAAAUCUCCGGCAUGGAUCCUACUGCUGAAUAUGUUCUGCUUAUGGACUUUAUCCCCGUUGAUGAUAAAAGAUACAGAUAUGCGUUCCACAGCUCAUCCUGGUUGGUUGCAGGGCGAGCGGAUGUUGUUGCCCCAAGCAGGAUGCAUUUCCACCCAGACUCGCCUGCCUGUGGAGCCCAGUGGAUGAAGCAGACUGUAUCCUUCGACACGCUCAAGCUCACCAACAACCUGCUGGAUGACAACGGACAUAUGAUAUUGAACUCAAUGCAUCGCUAUCUGCCGCGCUUCCAUGUGGUGUAUGUGGAUCCAACUCCCAACAGUCAUUUAAAUGCAUACAGGAACUUCUGCUCUUUUUCCUUCUCUGAGACACUCUUCAUGGCCGUCACUGCCUAUCAGAACCACCGGAUCACACAGUUAAAAAUAGCUAGCAACCCAUUUGCUAAAGGCUUCAGGACUACAGACUCCCAGGACCGGACAGGAGUACCCAGUCCCAUUGUUGGUGGAGCAGUGUGGACUGUCCCACCACUGUAA
Molecule: messenger RNA, 759 nt
Organism: Cottoperca gobio
Lineage: Eukaryota; Metazoa; Chordata; Actinopteri; Perciformes; Bovichtidae
Product: T-box transcription factor TBX1-A-like
Exons: 6
Coding region: 1-759 (252 amino acids)
Biological process (GO): regulation of transcription by RNA polymerase II; cell fate specification; positive regulation of DNA-templated transcription
Cellular component (GO): chromatin; nucleus
Molecular function (GO): RNA polymerase II cis-regulatory region sequence-specific DNA binding; DNA-binding transcription factor activity, RNA polymerase II-specific
Source: RefSeq, a predicted model, not a curated record